Cladophialophora immunda is the source of this 1266-nucleotide messenger RNA. RefSeq lists its product as uncharacterized. Gene Ontology annotation, molecular function: metal ion binding; agmatinase activity. Lineage: Eukaryota; Fungi; Ascomycota; Eurotiomycetes; Chaetothyriales; Herpotrichiellaceae. Bases 1 to 1266 code for a protein of 421 amino acids. The transcript has a single exon. The record is from RefSeq and is a predicted model, not a curated record.
AUGGCGAGAGGACUCGCUUUCACUCUGGCGCGCUCCGUCCUCCUCAUCUCCCUUGCAUUCUCUCAUGUAUACUCUCACACCCAUUCUCACGAUGCUCCUGAAGCCUCCUCAGAGGCACCUCUCUCCUUCUCGGUUGGACCCAAUUACCCCUACCCCCUCGAGGACCUCGAUAAAGACCUCCCCUUCUCUCAACCCGUCACCUUUGCCCAUCUGCCGUGGCAGCGGUGUUUUUCCUCCCGUCACGGGUCUGACCUGGACAUUGCCAUUGUAGGUUUUCCCUACGACACGUCCACCUCGUACCGGCCCGGCGCACGCUUUGGACCCCGCGGCAUCCGCGCCGCGAGCUCGAGGGAGAAGAAAGGCCGGAGCUACAACACGGUAUGGGGCAUUGACCCGUUGACGGAAGGGGGUUUGAACAUUGUCGACUGCGGCGACAUCCCCGUCACGCCGUUUGACGCCCAGCACGCCUUCCGCCAGAUGGAGCAAGGCUACCGACAGAUCUUGUUCCACAACACCUCCUCGUCCGCCGGCGCCGCCACCGCAUCAGCAAAGCCGCUCCAGGGCAGGAAAUGGGAGCACCCCCGGGUCCUGUCGCUUGGAGGCGACCACUCGAUCGUGCUGCCGAUCCUGCGCUCGCUCAAGGAAAUCUACGGGCCGAUCUCCGUCAUCCACCUCGACUCGCACCUGGACACGUGGGACCCGUACGCCGGGUACACGGGGAUCGUGUCGGAGCAGAGCGCCAUCACGCACGGGACCUUCUUCUGGCACGCCGCGCGGGAAGGGUGCAUCGCCAAAGGCAGCAGCGUGCACGGCGGGCUGCGGACCAAGCUGUUCUCGCCCAAGGACUACGCCACGGACAAGGAGGUGGUGGGCUUUGAGAUCAUCGAGGCGCACGAGAUCGACGACGACCCCCGGGGCAUGCAGGGCAUCGCCGACCGCGUGCGCGCCAUCGUCGGCACCGACCGUCCCGUCUACCUCAGCAUCGACAUCGACGUCCUGGACCCCAGCAUCGCCCCCGCCACGGGCACGCCCGAGUCCGGAGGCUGGACGACCCGCGAGGUCAAGAGGUUCAUCAAGGGUCUGGAGGGCGUGAGAUUGGUCGGCGCCGAUGUCGUCGAGGUGAGCCCGCCGUAUGACACCGCGGCCGAGGUGACGAGUGUUGCCGCCAGUGAUCUGCUGGUCGACAUCCUGGCGUUGAUGGUCAAAGAUUCGGUAAGGAAGCCGGAGAAGGCGCAAACGGAAACGGGGGUAAAGGAUGAGUUGUAG